CAGUUACGGCAAUAUGUUUGAAAUUGGUAGUCAUAAAUACCUUUCCUCUCUCUAUAACAAAAGACAAUAACCCAGCAUCAAACCCCACUAAUGACCAUGUUAUCAUAUCUUCAUAUAUUAUUAAAAAAAAAAAUCAUAUCUUCAUAUAAAUAAAACCCCUUCUAUGUAAACUUCAUCGCUCAAUCUCAAAUAUUAAGAUACCAUGGUGAACCUGGUGGCAGCACAGAGACCAUUGAUUCAUGGCCUAAUGAAAAUGGCGGGGAUCAGGCCGUACAUGGUGGAGAUAGAACCAGGGACAGUGAUGAGUUUCUGGGUACCCUCAGAGACCAUCUCAAAGCCCAAAAAGAAACACGAAAAGCCCAAACUCAUAGCCAAGCCCAACAAGCCCAUUGUGGUGAUGGUCCACGGUUUCGCCGCCGAGGGAAUCGUGACGUGGCAGUUUCAAGUCGGUGCGUUAACCAAGAAGUACGUCGGUGCGUUAACCAAGAAGUACGCGGUUUAUAUUCCGGAUCUUCUCUUCUUCGGGGGGUCCACCACCGACAAGGAAGACAGGUCGCCGAGGUUCCAAGCGGAGUGUUUUGCGGCGGCAUUGACGAAGCUCGGGGUGGAGAAGUGCGUGGUGGUCGGGUUCAGCUACGGUGGGACGGUGGCGUUUGAGAUGGCGGAAAUGUACCCUGAGCUGGUUCAAGCCAUGGUUAUUUUUGGCUCCAUUUUGACUAUGCCUGAUCCCAUUAGCACUGGCUCAGUCACACAACUUGGGUUCUCUUCUUCCAAGGAGUUGUUGUUGCCUGUGUCCGUGAAGGGUCUUAUGGCCCUCUUGUCUGUUACUACUCAUAGGAAGCUUUGGUUUCCGAAUCGUUUAUACAAAGACUUUCUUGAGGUAAUGUUCACCCAUAGGAAGGAGCGAGGUGAGUUAUUGGAGAUGGUAAGCAACAAAGAUAUCAACAAUAUCCCAAAAUUUCCACAGGGGAUACAUCUUCUCUGGGGUGAGAAUGAUCAAAUUUUUAAGCGGGAGCUUGCCAAAAACAUGAAAGAGCAACUAGGAGAUGGCGCAACGUUUCAAGGCAUAAAGAAAGCUGGUCACCUUGUUCACCUGGAGAGACCAUGUGUCUACAAUAGAUGUCUUAAGCGGUUUAUUGCUUCCUUCUUCGCGUCAAAUUGUGAAGCCAAAAUAUAAUCCA
This is a messenger RNA of Lotus japonicus, 1181 nucleotides long. RefSeq lists its product as uncharacterized. Bases 203 to 1177 code for a protein of 324 amino acids. Lineage: Eukaryota; Viridiplantae; Streptophyta; Magnoliopsida; Fabales; Fabaceae. Gene Ontology annotation, molecular function: catalytic activity. The transcript has 4 exons. The record is from RefSeq and is a predicted model, not a curated record.